AUGCAGGGCAUCAUCUCGAGGGGAAGCGCCCUUCGUCCCCGUCAGGUGCAAGGCGGAUGCUCCUUCGGUCUCUCGAGUGCACCAACAGGAACAGCAACCGCAGCAGCAAAGCAGCAACAACAGCAGCAGCAACAACAGCAGCAGCAGCAACAGCAGCAGCAGCAACAGCAACCGCAGCAACAACAACAGCAGCAGCAAGAACAACAACAGCUGAAGCAGCAACAGCACCAGCAGCAGCAGCAGCAACAGCAACAGCAACAGCAGCAGCAGCAGCAACAGCAGCAGCAGCAACAGCAGCAGCAGCAGCAGCAGCAGCAAAGGCAACCGCAGCAGCAGCAACAGCAAGGGGAACCGCAGCAGCAGUAG
Molecule: messenger RNA, 366 nt
Organism: Eimeria mitis
Lineage: Eukaryota; Apicomplexa; Conoidasida; Eucoccidiorida; Eimeriidae
Exons: 2
Coding region: 1-366 (121 amino acids)
Source: RefSeq, a predicted model, not a curated record